UACAAAUACAGAGACCUAACUGUACGUGAAACUGUCAAUGUUAUUACUCUGUACAAAGAUCUCAAACCUGUAUUGGACUCAUAUGUUUUUAAUGAUGGCAGCUCCAGGGAACUAAUGAACCUCACUGGAACAAUUCCUGUGCCUUAUAGAGCCACAGUCGGACUUGUUGGGACUCAUUCAGGUCAUGAUUGUGGUGUUUGGAGAUGAACCCCCAGUCUUCUCUCGUCCUACUGUUUCAGCAUCCUAUCCACCAUAUCAGGCAACAGGGCCACCAAAUACCUCCUACAUGCCAAGCAUGCCAAGUGGAAUCUCUGCAUAUCCAUCUGGAUACCCUCCCAAUCCCAGUGGGUACCCAGGCUGUCCUUAUCCAGCUGGUGGUCCAUACCCUGCCCUAACAAGCUCUCAGUACCCUUCCCAGCCCCCUGCAACUACAGUUGGUCCCAGUCGGGAUGGCACAAUCAGCGAGGACACCAUCCGAGCCUCUCUCAUCUCUGCAGUCAGUGACAAACUGAGGUGGCGGAUGAAGGAGGAAAUGGACCGCGCCCAGGCCGAGCUCAAUGCCUUGAAACGAACAGAGGAAGAUCUGAAGAAAGGUCACCAGAAACUGGAAGAGAUGGUUACCCGUUUAGAUCAAGAAGUAGCUGAAGUUGAUAAAAACAUAGAACUUUUGAAAAAGAAGGAUGAAGAACUCAGUUCUGCUCUGGAGAAAAUGGAAAAUCAAUCUGAAAACAAUGAUAUUGAUGAAGUUAUCAUCCCCACUGCCCCACUAUAUAAACAGAUUUUAAAUCUGUAUGCAGAGGAAAAUGCUAUUGAAGACACUAUCUUUUACCUGGGAGAAGCCUUGAGGCGGGGAGUAAUAGACCUGGAUGUCUUCCUGAAGCAUGUUCGUCUUCUGUCCCGUAAACAGUUCCAGCUGAGGGCACUAAUGCAAAAAGCAAGAAAGACUGCCGGUCUCAGUGACCUCUACUGACUUGCGUGAAAUCAGCUGGAGGUCGGCCUCUUCCUGCCGCGUUCUUCUCUUCUCUUCUCUUCCUUUCUCUUGAUCAGUAGGUGCCCAGAAUAAGUUAUUGCAGUUUAUCAUUCAAGUGUAAAAUAUUUUGAAUCAAUAAUAUAUUUUCUGUUUUCUUUUGGUAAAGACUGGCUUUUAUUAAUGCACUUUCUAUCCUCUGUAAACUUUUUGUGCUGAAUGUUGGGACUGACUAUGCUAAAUAAAAUUUGUUGCAUAA
Tupaia belangeri chinensis (Chinese tree shrew) is the source of this 1226-nucleotide messenger RNA. It is a transcript of the gene TSG101, whose product is annotated as tumor susceptibility 101. Gene Ontology annotation, cellular component: ESCRT I complex. Gene Ontology annotation, biological process: protein modification process; protein transport; endosome to lysosome transport. Lineage: Eukaryota; Metazoa; Chordata; Mammalia; Scandentia; Tupaiidae. Gene Ontology annotation, molecular function: ubiquitin binding. The record is from RefSeq and is a predicted model, not a curated record.